Lolium perenne is the source of this 1447-nucleotide messenger RNA. The record is from RefSeq and is a predicted model, not a curated record. NCBI's taxonomy places the organism in Eukaryota, Viridiplantae, Streptophyta, Magnoliopsida, Poales, Poaceae.
UCGCAUCUGCAGCUUCCACAUUGAAAAAAAUAUGGAGAUGCAUCUACCUAACAAGUCACUGAACGAGUUCAGGACUCUUCUGUAUUACACCACCUCAGAGCAAGUAUUUGAGGAGCGAUGGCAUGCAUUUUACAGAAAAUGGCAAUCCCCAAAAACCAGAACAUGGAUGAAGAGGAUGUACAACAAGAGGAAACUUUGGGCUGCAGCGUAUCUCUCUGAAGGAUUCUGGCUGGGUAUGAAAAGUAACCAGCGGAGUGAAAGUUUAAACUCUUGUCUACACCUGCACCUAGAUGGGGAAAUGACAAUUGUUGAUAUGAUUAUGCACUACGACAACGCAAUUGUCCGUCUCCGUGAGAACGAAGCCCACGACGACUGCACGGCUUCACAGACUACACCAGUGCCAAUUACUAAUUUCAGAGAACUAGAGGUUGCUGCUGCAAAAAUAUUCACUCCUGCUGUGUUCUAUAUUAUUCAAGGUGAGCUUUCAAAGAUUGGCGGCAUAGAGAUCUUAGAAAAAAUGCAGGUAGGAGAGUCAAACAUCUUCAUUGUGGCAUGGAGGAAUCAUGUAAGGACCAGGUUCUACGUGGAAUAUAGACCCAAAGAGGCAGAAAUUAUAAGGUGCAGCUGUCAAAGGAUGAUUCGAAAGGGGAUCCCUUGCAAGCACAUACUGCAUGUGCUGCAUUUCUUGAAAUUUACUGAAAUUCCACAAUGUUGUGCUCUACGACGAUUCACAAAAAAUGCCAGGUUAGGGUUGCCAGCUAGACGCACCAGUGACAUGUUUGGGUGGGGUUGGUCUGGGGCAGAGGAGCGGAUGAAAUACAGCAGGAUGAAUAUUAAGGUAUCACAGGCUAUGCAUAUUGCAUUAAACAAUUCAGAAGAAUAUGAUCUGCUCAACAGUACCAUUGAUGGCAUAAUUUCUAGAAGAGAGGGGUAUGCUAAAGGUAAAGCAUAUGGUCCCCUCAGGUCGGUGCAUGAAAAUGAAGAUGCUAGUGGACCAUGCGAUAUUGUUAUUGGUGAUCCUUUGAAAGUGUCCACUAAGGGUGCACCUAGGCAAGAAGCGCAGAAAUCUCCGAUGACUAAAAAUGGAAGACCACUAGGACACAAGGAACGCAGGGUGCAGGUGUGCGGGGCAUGCCAAGAAGAAGGGCAUAACAGAAGAAACCCAAUAUGCAUAUUUCAUCCGAAGAAUGUGCUGCAGCAGGAAGGGUAGUUCUUUCAUAGUUAUCUAAAGGGCAGUAAAUUUCCUUAAUUAUGAAUGGGACGAAAAUAGCUUUGUAUUCGAUGGAGUUGUUAAUGUUUGCUACGUACUGAUGUUUUUAUUUUGUACUGAUGUUGUUAAUUCUCUGGUGUUCUUUUGUAAAAAUGGCAAAAGACAUUAUAUAUUGUGAAGUAGGCAUUUCCUUAUGUACAUCAUAGCAUGCAUGUACAAACAUAAAAUAAUUGCAUA